AUGGACACAAUUGUUCCGAAGGCUCUAAAGAGAGGAGACAAGAUAGCCUUUAUCUCGCCAUCUGCACGCCUCAAUGACAUCCUACCUACUCCCCUCGCACGAGGAAGAGCCUGUCUGGAGUCUCUAGGCUUCCUUGUGCAGAUUAUUUUCUCUAGCCAAGCAACAGCCACAAUCGCAGAAUCUAUCCGCCUUCGAUGCGAGGAGAUCCAUGCCGCAUUCCGUGAUAGUACGAUUGCCGCCAUUGUUUGUACAAUUGGCGGCGCGCAUGCUAAUGAACUGUUACCUUUUCUUGAUUACUCGCUUAUUCGAUCAAAUCCUAAAAUCUUUGUUGGUUACAGUGACACCACCUUCCUGCAUUAUGCAAUCCAAUCUCAGACCGGCUUGCGCACGUUUUACGGACCCAGUAUUCUUACAGAUUUUUCGGAUUUUCCCAAGCCUAUACAAUUCACAAUCGACCACUUCGUCCAUGUACUGACUAAUAAUACGGGAAUGCCAGUGGGUCCACUUCCUCGGUCUCCUAUAUGCUCGAAUGAUCAUAGCGACUUCUUUUUUGGCAAAACGAUAGAUGAAAGUCAGCGCGAAUUCAUAGAUUCACCGUCGUGGAGAUGGCUUCGGAGAGGUCGAGCCACUGGAUAUCUAUAUGGGGGCACUGUGACCUGCGUUGUGCGUCUUCAGGGAACUCACUACGCCCCUGCCUCGUGGAAAGAUAAGAUUCUCUUUCUUGAGUCUGCGAUGGGUGAUAACAUGCAACUGCCGUAUUCUGUAUCCCAGUUUCGGAAUAACCUUGUUGAUCUUGCUCUGUCUGGCAUAUUGCAUGAAGUCCGCGGACUGGUCAUUGGGCGCGGAUACAAAUAUGAUACUCAUAUGCAAGAUGAGCUUGCAAGUGUGAUUGAGGAAGUCUUUGAUAUAAUUGUUGGUCGCAGUCAUGAGGAGCAGCUGCCGAUUUUGAUGAAUGUUGACUUUGGCCAUACGAGCCCGUUCCUGACUCUGCCCAUCAACACCCUCGUUAGAUUAGACUGCGAUCUCGAUGAGUUUAGUGUUCUGGAACCUGGGGUGCGGGCCUGA
Molecule: messenger RNA, 1065 nt
Organism: Aspergillus eucalypticola CBS 122712
Lineage: Eukaryota; Fungi; Ascomycota; Eurotiomycetes; Eurotiales; Aspergillaceae
Product: S66 peptidase family protein
Exons: 1
Coding region: 1-1065 (354 amino acids)
Source: RefSeq, a predicted model, not a curated record